Lepisosteus oculatus (spotted gar) is the source of this 3870-nucleotide messenger RNA. RefSeq names its product striatin, calmodulin binding protein (gene strn). Gene Ontology annotation, cellular component: dendrite. The record is from RefSeq and is a predicted model, not a curated record. Gene Ontology annotation, molecular function: calmodulin binding; protein phosphatase 2A binding; protein-containing complex binding. Lineage: Eukaryota; Metazoa; Chordata; Actinopteri; Semionotiformes; Lepisosteidae.
CAGAAGUGAGUUUGGUCCCCAGCAGAGAGAGCUCUUGAUUUUUUUUUUUCCGUGUAGAGGCGGAGACCACAGAGUGAGCGAAGAAGCGGCGGAGGAGAGCCGUCAGACAGAAGCGCCGUGUCAACCCUCCGCGAACCGAGCGCUGUUACCUGGCCUGGCCAUGGAAGAACAGGCAGGGCCCGGAGUCUUUUUUAACAACAACAAUAACUCGGUGCUGCCCGGCGGUGGGAAGGGACCCCAGCCCGAGGGAGGCGGAGGGGAGGCGGCCCGGGCGCAGUACAGUAUCCCGGGGAUCUUGCACUUCCUGCAGCACGAAUGGGCCCGAUUCGAGGUGGAGAGAGCCCAGUGGGAGGUGGAGCGGGCCGAGUUACAGGCGCAGAUCGCUUUCCUGCAAGGCGAGAGGAAGGGCCAGGAGAACCUGAAGAAGGACCUCGUGCGGAGGAUCAAGAUGCUGGAAUACGCGCUGAAGCAAGAGAGAGCAAAAUACCAUAAAUUAAAGUAUGGGACAGAGUUAAAUCAAGGAGACAUGAAACCCCCAAGCUAUGACUCUGAUGAGGGAAAUGAAAAGGACAAUGAGGUCCAAGCCCCCUUGAACAACCAGAUCUCCUGGAAACAGGGGCGACAGCUCCUACGACAGUACCUGCAGGAGGUGGGCUACACAGACACCAUUUUGGAUGUGAAGUCUCAGAGGGUAAAAGCUUUGCUAGGCCUGGCCGGGGAUGCAGGAGAGAAACCACCGGAGAAGAACCCAGAGCCCAUGGUGAACGGUACUGAGCCCUCCUUGAAGGGCAGCAUCAUGACUGGGAAACCUGAUUUGAGUGACUCAGCCUCAGUGUUGGAAGCCUUUAAAUUCAUUGAAAGUGCUGCUGCAGAGUUCAGUGACGAAGAUGAAGAUGAUGACAGUGACGGGAAAGACAAGACAAUUAUCGAUUCUUCGACGAUUGUAAGGAAGAAGGUAUCGGCCUCCCCAUCGUCCUCCUCUGACAUCAGUGAUGACCUGGACACAGAGGAGGCCCUGAAGGGCUUCGACUUCCUGGGGGGCUCUGAUGACGUGGACAACUCUGUGGAGUCCAGGAGCGCGGGAGACGGCACCGACUGGGAGAAGGACGAGCAGUGUCCCAUGCCAGAAGCCUGGGAUGUGGACCAGGGCUUGAUAACCAAACUCAAGGAGCAGUACAAAAAGGAACGCAAGGGGAAAAAGGGGGUGAAGAGACCCAACCGAUCGAAACUGCAGGACAUGCUGGCAAAUUUGCGAGAUGUGGAAGAUUUGCCCCCCAUGCAGCCUUCCGUGACCCCUCCCGCGCGACCCAGCAUCCCCCGGCUCAAUGAGCACGAACCCAACCACGCCGACGAGGUGGAAGCGAUGACGUUUCCCCCCACAUCAGGGAAGUCUUUCAUCAUGGGCGCUGACGAGGCCAUGGAGAGCGAAUUGGGCCUGGGGGAAUUGGCGGGCCUUACAGUCGCCAAUGAGGCCGAGUCUCUGACGUACGAUAUCACCAACAACAAGGACGCGCUGAGGAAGACGUGGAACCCCAAGUUCACGUUGCGGAGCCACUUUGACGGGAUCCGGGGGCUUGCUUUCCACCCCGUGGAGCCCGUGUUGGUCACGGCAUCGGAGGACCACACCCUCAAAAUGUGGAACCUGCAGAAAACCGCCCCUGCAAAAAAGAGUGCCUCCCUAGAUGUGGAGCCUAUUUAUACAUUCAGGGCUCACAGGGGUUCAGUGCUGUGUGUGGUUAUGAGCACCAGUGGAGAGCAGUGUUUUAGUGGUGGGAUUGAUGGGACAAUUCAGAGCUGGAAUACUCCAAACCCUAACAUUGAUCCCUACGACUCAUACGAGCCGUCGGUGCUGCGGGGAGCACUGUGUGGCCACACAGACGCGGUGUGGGGGCUGGUGUACAGCGCUGCUCACCAGCGCCUCCUCUCCUGCUCCGCUGACGGCACCAUCAGGCUCUGGAAUGCUGCCGACACCUCGCCAGCUCUUUCCAUCUUCAACGAGAACAGAGAACUUGGAAUUCCUUCGUCCGUAGACCUGGUCUGCAGUGAGCCCGCGCAUAUGGUUUCAUCCUUCAACAGUGGCCAGACUGGGAUCUUCAACAUGGAGACUCGGCAGCUUGUGCUGAGCCUGGAGGCAGCUACUGAUGGCGACACUCCUUGUCAGAUAAACAAAGUGCUGAGUCACCCUACCCUCCCCAUCACCAUUACAGCCCAGGAAGACAGACACAUCAAGUUCUUUGACAACAACACAGGAAAACUAAUCCAUUCAAUGGUGGCCCAUUUAGAUGCAGUUACAAGCUUAGCUGUUGAUCCCAAUGGACUGUAUCUGAUGUCUGGCAGCCACGACUGCUCAAUCCGUCUGUGGAACCUAGAGAGCAAGACCUGUAUCCAGGAGUUCACGGCGCAUCGUAAGAAGUUUGACGAGUCGAUCCAUGAUGUGGCGUUCCACCCAUCCAAGUGUUUCAUUGCCAGCGCUGGAGCCGAUGCCCUGGCUAAGGUCUUCGUAUGACACAGAGCUCCCUUCACCCUCUCCGGCCCGCCACACACUAACCAGCUAGACCACACAACCGGAACCAAUGGAGAGGAAGUAGGGGCGGGGCUUAAAGGUGCGAUGCCGUCCGCCCAGCCAAUCAGCUCCGUCCUUCCCAGCUCCCUGCUGGCUCUGCUGGUGGACUCUCUGAGACUAGCUCUGGUUCGUCCCCAGCUACAGGCGCAAGGGGCCCGGCAGGGUACGUUGCCCAUAACGGCAGAGCUGCUUCCUCAGAGCUGCGCUCUACAUCCACACAUCCAGGCAGGCCUGGGUGGAACCGGGCAUGUGUAAAUGAGGGAGAAGAUAGGAAGAAACGAGCUGAUCUCGAUUGCAAACGAGGGGGCGAGGCGAGAUUUAUCCUUCAGGGUUCCUCAAAGCGCAAGGGUGGGAAGGAUGACAGGAGGGGGGGGUCAGGCGUCCCCAAGGUGGUUUCGUAUUGCGUGCUUCUUUUCAUGACUUCAAGCUCUUUUUUCCCCCCUCCCCCAUGGUGACGCAGUUCUUUUUUGAAGCAAGUGUUCUGUUGCAAAGACACCUGCGGAAGGCACACGACAGCUGUCAAGGAGAUACGAUCUCCCAUCUACUUCCAAGACAGUUUUGUCUGCCUUUGCUGUUGAUCUUGAAGCUUCAUGGAAAUGUGCCUUUGCUUCAAAACAGAGCCCCAAGUACGGUAUAUAUACAUAGUUUUACCUACGUUUUUUUUUCUUGGGGGGGAAGGGGAAUUUCAGCGGAGUCUGUUUUUAAAAGAUAUUGGAUGUAAGAAUCAAAAUAAUAAAACAAAAAACAUAUAUCCCAUCUUAAACCUCGCAAGACAGUCUGAAUUCAUUUGUUGUUUUUGUUUUUUGCUUUUCAUUGAUGGAAGCAUAUUCAUAAUCCUAAAAAUCCAGCAGGACAGUUCAGUAUGAGCCCAGGAACCGAUUGCGUUGAGCAAGUCCAUUCAAAAGUGUGACAGCAGAGAGUGCCCUGAUUGAAGUACUGCAGGAUCAUCAGGACCAAAAUCCAAAGCAAACACUUGUGAAAUUCUUGUCUUUAUUUCUUAUAUGGAAGUGUGCUAUGGCUAUACUUUAGAAUACUAAAGCACAAUGGAUUGGCACUCUCUCCAGGGGUUUCCAGCUGUGCUCCUGGAAGGCUGUUGUGUCUGCAGGUCUAUUAAAUCCCUGAAACAGCUGGAGACCCUGUCACAUUGGUCUAAUCCGAGCAGGAAGAAAGCUUGCAGAUAAACCAGCUUUCAAGAACCAUGAUUAGAGACCCCUGAGGGACCCCUGAGGUUCACAACUGACAACCCACUGAAGCUAAGCAGGUGUGAGCCUGGUCAGUACCUGGAUGGGAGACCUCCUGGGAAAAAC